CUGUCCGUCAGCCCGCGGAAACGAGGUCACCAGUGCUCACCUUGACGCUUCGCAGGUGCAUUUGAGCAGCUUGUAAAAACCUCAGGAGGCAUGAGUGCGAUGGAGCUUUACAACAAAGUGGAAACUCAAGAAGUCAAAGUGAGAGAUCUGCAAGCAGCCAAAGCGGAUAAAGCAGAAAUUGACGCUGCCAUCCAGCUGCUGGAGAAGCUGAAAAUGGACUACAAGCAGACAUCAGGUCAGGACUACAAAGCAGGAUGUCCGCCCUCAGACAACACCGAUGAGGACACAGUCGACCCCUGGAACGUCUCCACCUCCAGAGCCAAGGGAGUGGACUAUGAAAAACUCAUAGUGAGGUUUGGCAGCAGUAAAAUUGAAAAGGAGCUGGUGGACAGGAUGGCCAAAGUUACUGGACACAAACCCCACCGCUUCCUGCGAAGAGGAAUCUUCUUCUCUCACAGAGAUGUGCAACAGGUGCUGGAUGCCUAUGAGAAGAACAAGUCCAUGUACCUCUACACUGGCAGGGGGCCGUCCUCGGAGGCCAUGCAUGUCGGACACCUCAUCCCCUUCAUCUUCACCAAGUGGCUGCAGGAUGUGUUUGACAUCCCGCUGGUGAUCCAGAUGACGGAUGAUGAGAAGUACCUGUGGAAGGACAUUACACUUGAGGAGUCCCACUACUACGCUGUGGAGAAUGCCAAGGACAUCAUCGCCUGUGGCUUCGACAUCAACAAGACCUUCAUCUUCUCUGACCUGGACUACAUGGGUUCCUGUCGUGAAUUCUACAGCAACGUGGUAAAGAUCCAGAAGCAUGUGACUUUCAACCAGGUCAAAGGCAUCUUUGGCUUCACAGACAGUGACAGCAUUGGAAAGAUCAGCUUCCCGGCCAUCCAGGCAGCCCCGUCCUUCAGCAACUCUUUCCCCCAGAUCUUUGGAAGCAAGACAGACGUCCCCUGUCUUAUCCCCUGUGCUAUUGACCAGGACCCCUACUUCAGGAUGACCCGUGAUGUGGCUCCCAGAAUCGGCUACCCAAAGCCGGCUCUGCUGCACUCCACCUUCUUUCCCGCCCUGCAGGGGGCUCAGACCAAGAUGAGCGCCAGCGACCCCAACUCCUCCAUCUUCCUCACUGACACACCCAAGCAGAUCAAAGACAAGGUGAACCAGCAUGCAUUCUCCGGAGGGAAGGACACAGUGGAAGAGCACAGGAAGUACGGUGGUGAUCCGGACAUUGACGUUUCCUUCAUGUACCUCACCUUCUUCCUGGAGGAUGAUGAACAACUGGAGAAGAUCAGACAGGACUACACCAGUGGAGCUCUGCUCACGGGAGAACUGAAGAAGAUUCUGAUCGAGACUCUGCAGCCAAUGAUCGCCGAGCACCAAGAGAGACGCAAGCAAGUCACAGAUGAAAUGGUCAAACAGUUCAUGACACCCAGGCCCUUGAAUUUCAAACUCUAGCCUGCUUUAGCAAUUUGAGAUGUAAAGAUCCAUCACCUGGUUAAUUUCAUGUAGGCCGUAUUAUUGUCUUCCAUGAAAAAUGGUUAAUAUUAAAAUUUAAUAAGUAUGAAUUCAGAGGAGCCUAGGUUACCUUAGUCCUGGAAAAAAAAAAAAAAAAAAAAAAACAGGUACAAUUUCUCCAAA
Molecule: messenger RNA, 1632 nt
Organism: Myripristis murdjan (pinecone soldierfish)
Lineage: Eukaryota; Metazoa; Chordata; Actinopteri; Holocentriformes; Holocentridae
Product: tryptophan--tRNA ligase, cytoplasmic-like
Exons: 10
Coding region: 91-1449 (452 amino acids)
Biological process (GO): tryptophanyl-tRNA aminoacylation
Cellular component (GO): cytoplasm
Molecular function (GO): tryptophan-tRNA ligase activity; ATP binding
Source: RefSeq, a predicted model, not a curated record